AACUGUCUCGUGGUGCUGCAGUUCUUAGGAGAGUUUGGUAAAGCUUUAGGCUUUAAUGGAAAUACUGAUGUUCCAAACCUGAGUAUUAUUCAAGAGGGAUUGCUGAAUCUAGGGGACAGCAUGGAUAAAGUACAAGACCUGCUUGUGAGGCUCCUGUCAGCUGCUGUGUGUGAUCCAGGUCUAAUUACAGGAUACAAGGCCGAAACAGCUCUUGGAGAACAUUUGCUGAAUGUUGGUUUGAAUCGAGACAAUGUUUCCGAGAUCUUGCAGAUCUUUAUGGAGGCCCGUUGUGGACAGACUGAGCUCACCGAAAGCCUGAGGACCAAGGCUUUUCAGGCCCACACUCCGGCCCAGAAAGCCUCGGCGCUGGCCUUCCUGAUCAGUGAGCUGGCGUGCAGCAGGAGGGUGGUGAGUGAAAUUGACAAGAACACUGAUUAUAUGUCAAACUUGAGGAGAGAGAAAUGGAUGGUAGAAGGUAAACUCCGCAAGCUCCGAAUCAUUUAUGCUAAGAAAGCAGGCAAGAGAGACACUUCAGGUGGCAUCGAUCUUGGAGAAGAGCAGCACGAGUCGGCCACCCCCACUGCAGGAUGCAAGCGAAGAAGGAAGGGCGGGGACAAUGACGCUGAUGGCGACAAGGAGGAGGAGGAGGAAGACAAGGAAGACAAAAAAGGAAAGAAAACUGAUGUCUGUGAAGAUGAGGAUGAAGGUGACCAAGCAGCAAGUGUUGAAGAGCUAGAAAAACAGAUUGAAAAGCUGAGUAAACAACAGAGUCAGUACAGAAGGGAGCUCUUUGAUGCGUCUCACUCUUUACGUUCGAUGAUGUUUGGCCAGGAUCGUUACAGACGUCGGUAUUGGAUUUUUCCCCAGUGUGGGGGGAUUUUUGUAGAAGGCAUGGAGAGCGCUGCAGGGCUGAAAGAAAUUGCAAAAGAAAGAAAAAAACUAAAAAAAGCAGAAAGCAUCCAGACCAAAGAAAUAUUUGAUACUUCUGACGACCCUUUAAAUUGUUCAAAUCCGGAUCAUUGUGAGCAAAAGGAAGAUCCUAACGAAAAAGAUAACACAAAUCUAAUUCUUCAGAAUCCUGGCUCUUUUUCCAAAUUAAGCAAGCUUUUAGAAGUAGCUAAGGUGCCUCCUGAGUCAGAUGUAACGACCCCCAAACCAAAGAGCGGUGCAGAUGGGUGCGCACUGCCUCACAAGAACCGUGGGAGACACUCACCGGGCAGCAUGCAGCCAACGGUGACACAGAACAGCGUGGAAGAGACAGACUCGAAUCUGGUCAGUACCGGUUCAGGUGGUGCAGGCAAGGUCUACAGUCCUCUCCCCAGGGACCAGUUGUUACUGCCAAGAACACCUUGGGAGGACACUUCCCUUACCCAAGCCGAUGCGCCAGCUGCUUCUUCACCAACUCCUCGGGCCCAGCCGCCCUCUAAGUCACCUGCAGCUCUUGAAGUAGCCAAACCAGUAGAUUAUCCUAGUCCAAAGCCUAUUCCAGAAGAAAUGCAGUUUGGCUGGUGGAGAAUUACUGACCCAGAGGAUUUAAAAGCUUUGCUCAAAGUGCUACAUCCCAGAGGCAUAAGAGAAAAGGCAUUACAAAAACAAAUUCAGAAACACCUGGAUUACAUCACUCAAGCCUGCAUCGAGAAUAAGGAUGUUACCAUUAUUGAAUUAAAUGAAAAUGAAGAAAACCAGGUAACUCGAGAUAUUGUGGAGAACUGGUCAGUAGAAGAACAAGCAAUGGAAGUGGAUUUGAGGAUUCUUCAACAGGUAGAAGAUCUGGAAAGGAGAGUCGCAUCAGCAAGUUUGCAAGUAAAGGGUUGGAUGUGUCCAGAACCGGCAUCAGAAAGGGAGGACUUGGUCUAUUUUGAACAUAAGUCAUUUUCUAACUUGUGCAAGGAGCACGAUGGAGAAUUUACUGGCGAAGAAGAAAGCAGUGCGCAUGCACUAGAGCGGAAGAGUGACAACCCCCUAGAUAUAGCUGUAACCAGGCUCUCUGAGUUGGAGCGAAACAUUGAAAGAAGGUAUCUGAAGAGCCCCUUAAGUACCACCAUUCAGAUCAAACUGGAUAAUGUGGGCACAGUUACUGUCCCUGCUCCUGCACCAUCCAUUAGUGGUGAUGAUGACAGAAUUGAAGAGGACAUUGUUCCCGGUCUCAGGGUAUGGCGAUGGGCAUUAUCAGAAGCUCGCAGUGCUGCACAGGUGGCUCUGUGCAUUCAGCAGUUACAGAAAUCCAUAGCAUGGGAAAAAUCAAUUAUGAAAGCUGCAAGUUCACUGAAAAGGGGCCGCAAAGACAGAAAAAGGAAAAUAGAGGAAAACACCUGCAGUACUGGAGUAAAACAAGAAAGCUGUACUCGUGGAAAGAAACUGAAACAGGACAACUCUGACCUGACUCUUGGCAGUACAAGCCCUACUAAAAUGCAAACUCGUCUCAAUAAAGACAUGAAAAAAAGAAAAAUAGAGGAAAACACCUUCAGUAACUUACCAAACCAGGAAAGCUUUAAUUCUGUAAAGAAAAUGAAGCAAGACCACUCCGACCUGACUCUUUCCAGUACCCUUACUGAAAUGGACAGUCAUGAAGAUGCACGGCCUUUUGUAGAACUGCCGGAGCGCAGCACACGGAGUUGUCUGCGUUUCCUCCUCAGGGAUGGAAGACACGUUUUUAUUCAAAGUGCGUAAGCAGCUUUAUAAUAACGUGUGGUAUCUGGGGGUCUCAUCAACAAGAAAUAAAGUGGUUAAACACACACACGGAACAGUCUUUCAAGAAUGAUCAUUUUCUUUUAAACAAAUACAACAUCCCUGAAAAAAGGAAAGCUUGGUGUGCACAUUGGCUACUUUGGGCUGGUGUUUUCAUCACUGGUGGUACAUACUCAGCAGGAGCAGCUGGGCAGGAAGUAGUGG
This is a messenger RNA of Manis pentadactyla (Chinese pangolin), 2892 nucleotides long. Its product is annotated as bromodomain adjacent to zinc finger domain protein 2B-like. Bases 121 to 2670 code for a protein of 849 amino acids. NCBI's taxonomy places the organism in Eukaryota, Metazoa, Chordata, Mammalia, Pholidota, Manidae. The transcript has 14 exons. The record is from RefSeq and is a predicted model, not a curated record.